Molecule: messenger RNA, 1581 nt
Organism: Cryptotermes secundus
Lineage: Eukaryota; Metazoa; Arthropoda; Insecta; Blattodea; Kalotermitidae
Product: gastrula zinc finger protein XlCGF8.2DB
Exons: 3
Coding region: 218-1351 (377 amino acids)
Cellular component (GO): nucleus
Source: RefSeq, a predicted model, not a curated record
GUCCAUAGUGGAUCAUAGUGAUCAAUUUAUUUACCGUUUGGUUUCGGAUUGUUCACCUAACGACCUGAUUAAGAUGAAGUUAUUCACUUAGGAUAUAAUGUAUAGUUUGAAUGCACAAGGGAAAAUCUCGUUAAGGAACUGUAACAUGACAGAUUUACUGAUAUUGUAUGUGUAGUAACUCGUAAAAGUAAUACGGUAUAUAUGAAAAGGAGCCAAUAUGGACGCAAUAAAGGUGGAGCCUGAUUCAGAUGGCGAAGCAGCAGAGUUACAUGUUUAUGACCAGGAAAAUGUCUCUCAAGAGGAUGGAGUGCCACAGCCUUUUGCAUUUGCAGCAGUGAAGGUGGAAGUUGAGCUGGAUCCCCAAGAAGUUGUCGAAGUGAAAGUAGAGCCAGAUGUUGAAGAAAGCUUUCAGGACCACAAUACUGAUAGAGAUGAAGUUGGUUCACAGGACUUGAGAAGUCAGUAUGCUGCAGCCAGUGUUGGGAACUGUCCAAGUGAGUGGCCCCACAAAUGUUCAGAAUGUGGAAAAUCUUUCCCAACAUUUGCUGGUGUGCAGAAACAUUCAUACAAGCAUAAACCAAAGUCAUUUUCAUGCGAUGUUUGUGGCCAGAGCUUCUAUCAUCCCAACUUACUGAAGACACACAGGCUGGUACACACCGAUGGAAAGCCUUAUUUAUGUGAAGUAUGUGGCAAAAGCUUCUUGCAGGCCUCUAAUUUAAGGUUACAUUCUGUAAAGCACAAAGGGGAAAAGAGUCAUGAGUGUAAAAUGUGUAAAAAGAGGUUCUUCCAUGCAGAUACACUGAAAACUCAUUAUAUGAUUCACAGUGGUGUCAGACCUCAUGUGUGUGAAAUUUGUAAUAGGAGAUUUACUCAAGCUGGUAAUCUGAAAACCCACAUGUUGGUGCAUACAAGGGAAAAACCAUUUGAGUGUUCCGUUUGUGGUAAGGGUUUUGCCUUGCGUCAUGCAUUAAGCAGUCAUCAGACUCUCCAUACUGGAGAGAAGCCGUACAAGUGUGAUGUGUGCAGUAAGCAGUUCAGACAUCGUCAGGCACUUAUUAAUCAUCAAAAACUUCACACAGGAGACAAGCCAUAUGAGUGCGACAUAUGUCGAAAAAGAUUUGCAUUACGCGGUAAUCUUCAGAAGCACAUUGUUAUGCAUAUGAGUGAGAAACCUUACAAUUGCACUUUUUGCUCAAAAAGAUACUCUGACACACAGUCUUUGAAAGAACAUGUUGCUUCUCACGUAGAUAAGAAGUAUAAAUGUAGUGAGUGUGAUGAGCAAUUUCCAAGUCUAGAGGCACUGGAAGAGCAUUCUGAUGACCACAAGGGAGAGAUCGUUGUAGGCUUUUAAGUAAUUAUGAAGUUCAUAUUGGUACUUCAUGUUAUCUGUCAAGCAAAUCUUGUGGUUUUUUCCUCAGUGAACUGUUUAGAGAAUUGUGUGGAAUGACUAAAAAUUUAGACUUAAUAUUUCAUUCCAGUAGAAUGUGCUGGUAUAAACGAUUGACCUUUUGUGUUAAAUGAAAUUUGUGACGAGUAAUAAUACUACAGGAAAUGAGUAUGAAAUAAAACUGAGGAAGUUAG